UGUGGCAGUCGGCAUAUAGAAGUAGCCCGGUGGGGGGGCAGAGCAGGCAUCCAACAAGUUUCACACAUCUUUUCUUUGAGCCAAGAAAUACUUUGCUCCAAAGCGCGCGGGCACAGGGACGCGGGAAAAUAUGGCUGGUCUUUCAGCCUGGUUUUGGAACGAGAGGUUCUGGCUCCCUCACAACGUAACCUGGGCGGAUCUGGAGAACCCAGCUCCCGGGGUGGAGUAUCCUAAAGUCGGACACUUGUUUACCGCCUUACCGCUAGCUUUGGGAAUUUUCGUCGUAAGGAUACUCUUUGAAAGAUUUAUUGCCAGUCCCUGUGCCCGAAGUCUCCACAUUCAUCAGGGUGCUGGAAGAAGAGCUCAGCCCAAUGCAGUGCUGGAAAAAGUGUUUACAUCCAUCACAAAGUCUCCUUGGAUGUGGGAUACACGGCAUUGUUGGUACGGUUACCCCUACCAGGCCAUGACUCCAGGUCUUUAUCACUACUAUGUGACAGAACUGGCCUUCUACUGGUCGCUCAUGUUCUCCCAGUUUACCGACAUUAAAAGGAAGGACUUCCUGAUCAUGUUCAUCCAUCACCUCGCUACAGUCAGCCUGAUCAGCUUUUCUUACGUCAACAACAUGGCACGAGUGGGGAGCCUCGUACUGUGCGUCCACGACGCCUCUGACUUCCUGCUAGAGGCGGCCAAAAUGACAAACUAUGCCAAGUGUCAGCGCUUGUGUGACUUCCUCUUCAUCGUCUUUAGCGUGGCAUUCUUUAUCACACGACUUGUUAUAUAUCCAAUAUGGAUCCUGAACUCUACUAUGUUUGAGAGCUGGGCCAUAGUCGGGCCGUAUCCGUCCUGGUGGCUCUUCAACGUUUUACUUCUGGUCCUCCAAGUGCUGCAUAUCAUCUGGUCCUACCUCAUAGCCCGUAUAGCCAUCAAAGCCAUCCUGCGAGGCAAGGUGGGCAAUGAUGUUCGCAGCGACAUAGAGAGCAGCUCUGAAGAUGAGUCAGCCUCGCCAACACAAGGCUUCAAGACCUCCCCUCAUCCCUGUAAGGGAGAAAACGGCACUAAUGGCCACUGUGCUUCUGCCAAAGCCCGAGCUCAGAACCACAACAGCUGGUGACGCGGAGCCUGAAGCCCCCUGCCGUUCAUCCCCUCGCAGUGUCUUAGAGAGCUUUGUUUGUCUUCUGACAUUCCUCUGACGCGCAAAGCUCACUCCCACAUUCUCUCACACACACACACACACACACACACACACACUACACUGACAGUGAGCGCACACAAAUUCAUGUGUUGGUGAACUGAUGAUUGAUAGACACUGGGUCGUGUGAUGAGGCGACACGUAAAAGCUGCAAUGAAGUCUGUUGAAGCGAGUGAUUUGCAUAGCCUUAUUUUUUACAAAUGUUGGGAUUUAUCGUGUGCUUGAAGAUGUUCUUUGGAUUCAAAGUUCUCUCCCAGUUUUAUUGGUCAGAUGAACUUGUUUGGUUAUUUCUAAGGGUUAAUUCACAACAGACGGCACAGGUGUGUCACAGCAGACGUAGCAACAUUAUGUAAUAUUACAGCUGUGGUUUUAUCAGCUUUUAAAAGCACGACACCGGCUGUGAGAGACAGUGUGCCUGAACAUAUCUGCCCUUUGCAGUUCAUUGUGAAACGACCCUUCACCACAAUGUUGUGAGAGAUUUGUUUUAUUGUUUUCUUUUUUUUUUUUUUUUACUUCCGAGACCAAAAUGUUGAUGAAAUUGUUGGAUAUCACUGCCUGUAAAGAAUUCCAGAUAUAAGGAUAAUAAUAAAAGUCUGCAUCAUGUUCCUACUUGAGUACCUAAAAUAAUGUCUUUC
Molecule: messenger RNA, 1824 nt
Organism: Neolamprologus brichardi
Lineage: Eukaryota; Metazoa; Chordata; Actinopteri; Cichliformes; Cichlidae
Source: RefSeq, a predicted model, not a curated record